Olea europaea var. sylvestris is the source of this 1092-nucleotide messenger RNA. RefSeq names its product lipoyl synthase, mitochondrial-like. The coding region runs from base 136 to 876 and encodes 246 amino acids. The record is from RefSeq and is a predicted model, not a curated record. The transcript has 2 exons. Gene Ontology annotation, cellular component: mitochondrion. Gene Ontology annotation, biological process: lipoate biosynthetic process. Gene Ontology annotation, molecular function: 4 iron, 4 sulfur cluster binding; lipoate synthase activity. Lineage: Eukaryota; Viridiplantae; Streptophyta; Magnoliopsida; Lamiales; Oleaceae.
AUUUUAUCAUUUUAAAAUCCACGUAUCAACAAUCAAUCCAGUGGCGUCCCUCUGUUUGGCCUUGCCGUCGACCAACCACCACUCAAUCGAUUCCUUCACCAGAAACAACGCCGCCGCCGCCAUAUACAGGGGAAAAUGAAUUCCCGUUUUAUUUCUUUUGCCAAUCGAUCCCUCAAAUCCUAUAACAACAAAUCCCCUCUCUUCUUUCUCUCUCAACCGAGUCAUUGCCUCUCCUCUAUCCCCACCUCGACAAACUCGACCCCGCUGUCAGAUUUCCAGAAAUAUCCUCCGACCCUCGAUGGCCUGCGCCAGCGGCUCGCAGCUGAGUUACCAACCUUAGCCGACUUUACCAAUCUCCAAUCCGAAAACCACUACUCCGUUGAAGUUGGCACCAAGAAGAAGCCCCUGCCCAAACCCAAAUGGAUGAAGGAAUCAAUCCCCGGGGGUGAAAAAUACACGCAGAUAAAGAAAAAAUUGAGGGAAUUAAAGUUGCACACCGUUUGUGAAGAAGCCAAGUGUCCUAAUUUGGGGGAAUGUUGGUCCGGCGGCGAAACAGGCACUGCCACUGCCACCAUUAUGAUUCUGGGUGAUACCUGCACCCGCGGUUGCAGAUUCUGCAAUGUGAAGACAUCACGCACUCCACCUCCUCCCGACCCAAAUGAGCCCACAAAUGUGGCAGAGGCAAUUGCUUCAUGGGGCUUGGAUUAUGUGGUAAUUACCAGUGUUGAUCGCGAUGAUUUACUUGAUCAAGGUAGUGGCCAUUUUGCUGAGACAGUCCAGAAGUUGAAGACAUUGAAGCCAACCAUGCUCAUAGAAGCUUUAGGUAUGAAUCUACCAUGCUUCUGUUUGUUUAAGUUGUUCAAGAUAUGGAUGUAGGAAAUGGAGCUUCUGCAGCAGGUGGAGUAAAAGUAAGGAAAUUGAUCUAGGUUAGCCUUACAAAAAAUAAAUCUGUAUUUAGCCUUAAAAUUGAGCAUGUGCCGAAUUCUGAAUCGUUUAUGCUUUUUCACCUGUAAAUCUGCGAUGAAUGAAACGGGUUUAAGGCAGCUACGAGAAAUUCAGUUACCUGUACAGUUUGUCCGGAUUGGGGACCAU